AACAGUCUGUAUAGAUCACGGGUACGUUAAGCGUGGAGGGUAGGGGGACAUAUAGGCAGGACAAGAGUGCACUAACUAACAGAUCUAGCAACUGAAAUAACUGGACUCAGGAAUACUGACCCAACUCUUUUGACAUGUCUGUUUCACCUGUGCUAAAACAGUCGUCUUUAACAAGUGAACCGUGACGUCAUGACCUGACCAUUCGACCUCGAUUACUUAUACAAAGUUUUAACACUAGAUUCCUGCCCACCUUUUCAGUUCAAGAUGGUGGUAUUUGGGGCUAUCUUGAUUCUCGGUUUGAUUCAGGGUUAUCUUUCACAAGACGUUAACCAAUUUGACUUUUUCUACACUUGCCAUAUACUGGCGGAUUCCAAUUGGCGGCUAACCGCAUCCAUCAACACCUACGGCAACAUUGUGGAUAGAAUUUUCGCUUUGGAUGUCGACACUGGUAGUGAAAUAUCUUCAUGCAGCACCGACGGUGGGGGACCAUUUAUUACUACACAAGGCAAUUUUUCCACUUUCUCUAUAGACAUUGACUCUAACACGGGUGUUCCCACUCCUGAGUGUGGUGUACAGCAAUCACCUAAUGGCUCGCUUUCAGACGGUCAGUACAGAUGGAAGUUUGAAGUGACCACGGAUUACUUACACUCAUCCGUAAGACUGGCCUACGAGAAAAAGUACAGCAUCUUCUGCGAUUUUAAUAAUCCUGACAUGACACAGAGUGAAGUUAUUCUUGCUGAGUUUAACAUAACCAAGGAGACACCACCUCCCGUUGUAACGAUUCAGGAUCCUGGUCGACUGACAGUCGUGCUCCAUGACAACUUAUCACCAGUAACGGUAAUCACAACCAACGACAUGAUGAGACUGAGGGCGGAUUUGAAUCCUAACAUCGCUCAGGGGCGCAAUCCCCCAUACACGGGAAUAUCACCUUACAACUGUAGAGUUUGUACCUCAACAUCAUGCACAACAGCUAUACAACUUACGGAUCAAAACGGAUGCGUGCUUAAGGUAGGCGGUGUCGAUGCCUUUGCGGGAGAACCAUUUACGUCAAGCCUAUCUAAUAAUGCGGAUGGAGGGCUACUGUACACCGGUGCUUUCAGUCCCUUUACAUUCAGCACCUCGCUUAAUUCAGAUGUCAGCGACGUCGUCUUUACCUGCUCAUUUGCCUAUUGUGACUCAAGCACUGGUCCAGCUACUUGUCUCGAUCGCUGUACUACGCUGGGACCAGCUGGAAGGAAAAAGAGAGCGGUAACAGAUAACACCGACGAUGCCAGAGAUCGAUUUAUCCGGGAAGCGGGAAAGCAGACUGAGGAAGGAAAGAAAGAAAGUUACAUCUCAGUGCUGAUUAAAGUUGUUUCAAACUACAUGAAAAUGAAUACGGAUCCUGUGACAGGCAAAUUCCGCAAAAAGGAAAGCAAACAAUCACUGCCUUUGAAAAGAGAAAAUACAGCACGUUGUGAAGGCUUUCAGGGUUUUCUUAUCGGUGUCAGUAUCAUGGGUACAACGUUGCUGAUAGCUCUCGGCAUUUGUAUCUGUCUGUGCAUUAAGCUGUCGACUCAUCGACGUCAAGAACAGAGGAAUAACACGAAUCUUGAAGACAAAAAGAACUCGGCAUUUCAUUAAUUCGAUUUAAUACAAGGCCCAAGGAAUAUAUGUAACUGACGCUUGACGUUUGCUUAAUCUAUUUCAAAUAAUAAAUUCACUUGUGAGUGACAUCAGUGGUUUUCAGAUUUACAUACUAUGGAGAAUGCUUACAUGUAAAUACAAAAAUGGCAUUAAUGGACAUCUUCAACAGCGCCAGAAUGAAAUUUUUAAACCAAAUGCACUGGACAUGUAUUGAUAACGCAGGCGUGAUGCUACAACUAAGUUGUUACGGAAAUUGGAAGUUGAGGAAGGGUGGGGUUAAUAUUACACUUGACUGUAUCAAAAAGAGCCACAAUAAAUCCAUUAUUGUAUGUUGAG
Messenger RNA from Liolophura sinensis, 1962 nucleotides. RefSeq lists its product as uncharacterized. The transcript is spliced from 11 exons. The coding region runs from base 265 to 1623 and encodes 452 amino acids. NCBI's taxonomy places the organism in Eukaryota, Metazoa, Mollusca, Polyplacophora, Chitonida, Chitonidae. The record is from RefSeq and is a predicted model, not a curated record.